This is a messenger RNA of Puccinia triticina, 576 nucleotides long. RefSeq lists its product as uncharacterized. NCBI's taxonomy places the organism in Eukaryota, Fungi, Basidiomycota, Pucciniomycetes, Pucciniales, Pucciniaceae. The coding region runs from base 1 to 576 and encodes 191 amino acids. The record is from RefSeq and is a predicted model, not a curated record. Gene Ontology annotation, molecular function: copper ion binding; superoxide dismutase activity. The transcript has 4 exons. Gene Ontology annotation, biological process: removal of superoxide radicals.
AUGAAUCUUACUAUUUUGAGGCCUUGUGGUACUCUGAUUCUAUUGUUUUUAGUGUUCACCUGCGCUCCCGUCGUCGUCCAUGCAGCGGCCACCAAUUCAGCCUCGCCUAGUGGGACAAAAAAUGUUGUUACUAAAAAGGACACCUGCUCGGAGGCUAUCGUAAACAUCAUUGGCAAAGGAAUUUCCGGGGGAGCAAGGUUCCUCAAGGAAGCAAAAAGUGUUCACGUCAACAUUGCUGUCAGUGGCUUGGCAGACAACCAAGAAUUCAUAUUUCACAUCCAUGAAAGCGCAGUCGGGAAGGACAAUGAUUGCUCUACAACUGGGGGGCAUUACGAUACAGUUAAACCGGUUAGAGAUCUCUGUGCCGGAAAAAAUCCAAUGAAUUGCCAAGUCGGAGAUUUGUCGGGCAAAUCCAAACCCUUGUAUAAUAGGGAAUGUGGGGUGGCUUCACUCAGCUUUUAUGACCCCGUCAUUAAUGUUUCAGACCUCCAGGAAAAAAGCGUUGUUAUUCAUGCUCCAGGUACACUCGAAAAAAUUGCUUGCGGUACAAUUAUUUGCAAGCGAAAAUAUGAUUGA